AUGACCUCCCAAGUGGGCGGGGAUCCUCCAACCCUGGAGCAAACCGAACCAGACAGGAAUGAGUACGAUCGCCUGUUUGCAGCAGAAGAGGACUCGAUUGAUGCCCCAACAACAACACGGAGGGAACUGUGGUCUUACUACCUUUACUACAACGGUGACAACGGCGUGGGUCCUCUUUCAUACACCCAGGCACUAUUCCAAUGGUCCCUCAACGGCGCCGGCUGGCAACCAGGCACCAACCCCCGCCAGCCCUGCACCGACUCAUCCCCCUGCGUAGUCCCCUGGGCCGGGGGAACACGAAGCGUCUCCUCCGUCGUCCUGAUCGCUAACGGCCUCAGCUUCACCUUCAUGACAAUCAUGUUCGUCUGGCUGGGCAGUGCUGCAGACUACGGCUCCUUCGGGCGGUGGCUGCUUCUUGGUCUUACGGUCGUAUGCUGGGCUUUGCAGUAUGGUACCCUGGCCAUCAGGGAACCGAGCCAGUGGCCUAGUGCUAUGGGGUUGUAUAUCGUGACGUUUGUUGCCUAUGGUGCUACGCUAGUGUUUUAUGCGGCCGUGUUUCCGAAACUUGCGCGGUAUAUGCCCCAUGUUAGGAAGGCGCGAGAGGAGGAUUUGAGGGAGGGGAGGAUCGAUCAGAGGGGGUAUGAUGCUGUUGAGUCGUUGGAGAGAAAUCAUAUUUCGAAUAUAUCCACGGCACAUAGUAACAUCGGUUAUUUGGCUGUGUUGCUUCUCAACUUGAGCGUGUUGCUGCCGAUGGAGGGUAAUAAUUAUGCGAAUAACCUGGCUAUCUGCCUGACGAACUCAUAUUGGGUCGUCCUAGGUGUGUGGUGGUUCAUUUUCCAGCAAAAGCGACCAGGACCCAGAGUCCCAGAAGGCUCGAACUAUGCGACCAUAGGGUUCAAGCAGAUAUGGCUGGCAAUGAGGAAGAUCCGGUCUCUACCACAGACGUUUCUGUACUAUAUCGCCUACUUCCUCCUCGCUGACGGGCUAAAUACGACAGGGACGCUGGUGUCCAUCAUCCAGAACGACUUCAUCGAUUUCUCCUUCCUGCAACUGACCUACCUGGGCAUCUCUCAAGCCGUAUGCUCCAUCGCCUCUACCUUCGGUUUCUGGUACAUCCAGCAGCACUUCAAAGUUCCCACAAAGCGCAUGUUCCUGUUCACCAACUUCUUUACCGUACUCAUACCCUUCUGGGGGAUGUUGGGGCUUUGGACGCAUCGCAUUGGGUACCACAACCGGUGGGAGUUUUACUUCUACAACAUCAUAUUUGGGCUCUUUCAGGCUCCGUACUACGCCUACGCCCAAACAAUGAUUAGCGAGCUCAUGCCGCCGGGAUACGACAAUAUGUUCUUUGCUCUCUUCGGAAUCACGAACCGUGCUUCAUCGAUAAUCGGCCCGAAUGUCAUCCAAGCAAUCAUCAACGACACCCAGAACAAUUGGAUGGGAUUCCCGUUUCUUUUCGCUAUUUGUGUUGCUGCGAUGAUAGCUAUUGCCUUUAUUGAUGUUGAGAAAGGCCGUGAGGAUGGAAGGAAGUUCGUCGAGGCUCAUAGGCGCAAAAGGACUACCGGACAAGUCGCGCCUGAGGCACCAGAGUCUAGGGCUCCAGGAAAGGGAACUUCUGUUGAGGCUUCUGAGAGAGUUGACUCAAACGACAAUUCUUCCGAGGAUGCGUGA
This is a messenger RNA of Aspergillus mulundensis, 1671 nucleotides long. RefSeq lists its product as uncharacterized. Bases 1 to 1671 code for a protein of 556 amino acids. NCBI's taxonomy places the organism in Eukaryota, Fungi, Ascomycota, Eurotiomycetes, Eurotiales, Aspergillaceae. The record is from RefSeq and is a predicted model, not a curated record. The transcript has 9 exons. Gene Ontology annotation, biological process: amino acid transmembrane export from vacuole.